AUGAAUGUGAUGGAAGAGAAGCCAGUCAUCAUCCUAUUCUACAAGUGUAAAAAGUCUGAAGUGGAUGCACAUGAUUUUCCAGAUUCCGCUCUUGAUGCAAUUCCUUCUGGGACCACGACUGUGCGCAUUUCACUGGCCACUACAAACAGUUCAGCUGAGCAGCUCCUGGUGUCCGCCCUGGACGCGGACUGCCAGGGAGUCGUGAUUCGCUGCGACGAUGCCGUCGCUGCUGUGGACUCCUUUCUCAAGGCGUCCAAACUGGCCAUCCGGAGGGGAAAACGCCGCUUACUGGUGUUGCCGAACAGGCGAACUUCCUCCACUAACGUAUCUGAAAUUUUCUAUCUCCACGGUAUUGGGAAUAUUCACGACAUCCUUGUUGCAAGGCUUGUGGACGAAGCUGACAGCUUCGAGCUGGUGACCCUAAAGUUCACAGGAGAAGCGACGUGGCGGGACGAGGUGGUGACGGCGCGCUGGCGGCCCGGAAGUGGAUUUGAGCCGCCAUCGGCGGACCUCUUCGCCGACAGGACUGCAGACCUGCAGGGCCGCCAGAUGGUUUUCGCAACAAUCAAUUACCCUCCGUACGUCGUACUCAAGACAGGUUCCCUUCCCGCGGAUGGCACCGAAACUCGCAUCCUAAUUGAGUUCACCAAAAAGAAGAAUGCGACGUGGCGCGUGGUGGACUGCGAAGAGGACAAGUGGGGCGCGAUCUGGCCGAACGGCUCCGGGAACGGCCUGCUGGGCGCCGUGGCGAUGGACGAGGCGGACGCGGGGUACGCGGCGGUGUACCACUGGUACCCCGAGUACCACUUCGUGGAAUACACGCGGCCCUACGUGCGUGCCGGCCUCACGUGCAUGGCGCCGCGCCCGCUGCUGCAGCCCGGCUGGCAGGUGCCCGUGUUGCCCUUCUCGCCCCUCCUCUGGGCGGCGGUCUGGACCUCCGUCAUACUCGCCACUGUCGCCCUCUACACAGCCAGGAUGGUCUCCAGCUGGCUGCUCGAGGAUGGGCGGGCAGUCGGGCGAUACGCCACUGUGGAGGACUGCUUCUUCCGGUCGCUGGGCCUGCUGGUCCUGCAGACGCCGGACGUGGAACGGCGCCACACACGUGUCGUGGGCCCCACGCGCCACGUGCUGUCAUGGCUGUUGAUCGCCUACCUGCUCGUCACCGCCAGCUACGGCAGCGGACUCUCCUCCGUGCUCACCAUACCUCGAUAUGAGCCACCAAUCGACAGCGUCGUCGACUUGCGCGACAGUGGUUUGGAAUGGGCUGAAACGCACAUUGCAUUUCUAAAUUCGCUGAGAGGUCGCACUGAGCAGGUGUAUUUGGACCUAAUCAACCAAUACCGAGUGCUCACAGUGGAUAUCCUGAAGUCCAGGACCACCACACGUGAUUUGGCCUUCAUCAUCGAGAGACUUCCUGGAGGUUAUUUUACCAUUGGUGACUACAUCGACGAGGAGGCUGCAAGCAGAUAUCUACGCCCAAUGCGCGAGGAUAUUUACUGGGAAUACGUGGUUCUCGCAGUGCCCAAGGGCUGGCCGUACAUACAGCAACUAGAUGAGCUCAUCGACAGACUGUUCGAGGCAGGAAUCAUGCAUGCAUGGGAAGGACAGGUGGCUCGCAAGUGGAUGGCACCGCGUGUGCAGCUGGCCGCACAGACGGGCCUUCGGUCGUACGCGCAGGCGCCGGACGGCCCGGUGAAGCUGCAGCUGACUCACGUGCAGGGAGAGUUCGCGCUGCUGGUACUCGGCCUCUGCGUGUCGCUGGCCCUGCUGCUGGUGGAGAUCGCCGUCCACCGGAGGACUAAAAUCAUCGCAGAACUGAGGGGUCCAUCUGUCACUACACCGACGAUGAGGCGGCACUGUUGGGAAGAACGCAGCCGACCAUAG
Molecule: messenger RNA, 1884 nt
Organism: Schistocerca cancellata (South American locust)
Lineage: Eukaryota; Metazoa; Arthropoda; Insecta; Orthoptera; Acrididae
Product: glutamate receptor 1-like
Exons: 8
Coding region: 1-1884 (627 amino acids)
Cellular component (GO): membrane
Molecular function (GO): ligand-gated monoatomic ion channel activity
Source: RefSeq, a predicted model, not a curated record